AUGUCAAGCUUUUCUCAAAUUGAUCCGCUGCCCAAUAUUAAAGAUGUCGAAGUUAGAGAUACUAUAGGACAAGGUUCUUUUGCAAUAGUUAAAAAGGCAACGUUGAAAAAUGACGACUCUUUGGUAUUUGCUAUCAAAUUUGUUCAUUUGCAUACUUGCAAAAAAUUUGGAUUAGACGAUAAUGCCAUAGCAAAUGAAGUUUUAAUCCAUAAAAAGUGCUCAAAACACCCAAAUGUAAUUAGACUGUUAAAUUUUAGUGUCUCUACCAACUAUUUAUGGUUAGCUAUGGAAUUGGCAGCCGGUGGCGAUCUAUUUGACAAAAUCGAACCAGACGUUGGCAUUCCCGAUCAAGAAGUUGUUCAAUUUUAUUUUCAACAACUUUUAAAUGCUGUACAUUAUUUACACAAUGAAUGUGGCGUUGCACAUAGAGACAUUAAACCUGAAAAUAUUCUGUUGGAUAACCAUGGCAACAUGAAAUUGGCAGAUUUCGGAUUGGCUACUGUCUUUAAGAGACAAAAUGGCACCUACAGAAAUUCUAUAGAUGUUUGCGGGAGUCCCCCAUAUAUGGCUCCAGAUGUUUUAGCAGACGGCGGUUACAGAUCUGAUGUAGCCGACAUUUGGUCUUGCGGUAUACUCUUAUUUGUUCUAUUAACCGGGUCUACGCCUUGGGAGGAACCUAGUGCCAAUGAUCAAUGGUAUGUAGAUUUUGUGGAAAAUGAUGGCCGAAUCCUUGCUGGGUCGUGGGAACGUUUAGAUAUAGAUACAUUAAGUUUGAUUCGUGGCAUAUUAAAACCAAAAGUUUCUCAAAGAUAUAGUAUAAGCAAAAUCCAAUCCCAUAGGUGGUUGCAAAAAAAAAGGGUUUCAUUUGUUGAUGAAAAUUAUCAAUGCAAUAACGCAGAAGAAUUAUUUAAAAGGUUAACAUCAAAUUUAAAAGUUUCAUUAUCUGAUGACGAUUAUUUUAGAUUUAAUCACGAUUCUUUGUUAAUGACACAGAAAACUGGAGAUUUCGAUAGUGAAAAUCAUUACAUUUCUAAUAAGAUAACACCGUUAUUUUCUCAACAGGAUGAGGGGUUUGCAGUUUUAAAACAUGAUAACUUGUAUAAAAAAUACAUUCCAGCUGCUACUCAAAACGUGUGUCAUCCAGACCCUGUCAUUAAUGUUAGUAACUUUAAUGAUCAAAAAAAAUGGCAUAUGAUUAUGAGUCAAGAUCCUUCAUCCUCACAAUAUAAAGUUUCCACCGAAGAAAACUUCAAACCCUUUAGCAAUAAUAUCUACACUCGUUUUUAUAGCGUCGAAGACAUUGAAGAUAUAUUAAAAGUUUUAGAAAAUGCCAUCAAAACUUUAAAUGUUAGCAACUGUUCCUCUAUUGUGAAUGAAUAUGCAAAUUUAAUUAAAUUAUUAGGUUCUGCACCUAUAUAUCCUUUGUCUAUAUCUAUUCGAACCAUUGAUACUAGGAGACUACUUUUAGCAGGCUAUCUUAAGAUUCAACAACUAGAUGAAGAUUUAAAAACUGUCACAUUUAUACGGACAAAGGGAGAUCCACUAGAAUGGAGAAGAUUUUUUAAAAAAGUUACAUUAUUGUCUAGAGAAAUUGUACUACAAUGA
Saccharomycodes ludwigii is the source of this 1605-nucleotide messenger RNA. It is a transcript of the gene CHK1, whose product is annotated as serine/threonine protein kinase CHK1. Gene Ontology annotation, molecular function: ATP binding; protein kinase activity. Bases 1 to 1605 code for a protein of 534 amino acids. Gene Ontology annotation, cellular component: site of double-strand break; nucleus; cytoplasm. Gene Ontology annotation, biological process: protein phosphorylation; mitotic G2 DNA damage checkpoint signaling. The record is from RefSeq and is a predicted model, not a curated record. Lineage: Eukaryota; Fungi; Ascomycota; Saccharomycetes; Saccharomycodales; Saccharomycodaceae. The transcript has a single exon.